GCUUGCAGUUGUCUUUUGGAUUUCAUUGUGAAAAGCCUUUGGGUAGUUUUCAGAUGACAGAAGAUCCUUGGUUCCUGAAAGGGAGGAGUUCUGCCAAAACUUUGAAGAUCCAUGUAAACUUUGCAAAUUACCCAUCUUUUGGAGACAAUUAUAUCAAACGAUACUGUGGAUUACAAUACAUGAGAAGUGUUUAGAGCCUGGAAGAUUAUUUAUGUUUGGCAUUAACUCUUAUGGUCAUAAUUUGAAGUGGAGAGGAAAGGAAUACACAGGAACCCUCUUAUUAUCUUUUGAAAUAUGAAGAUCAGAGGAAAAGCAGGGUUUAAAGUGUGGAGUGAUGGUCCUCAAAACCUGUCUAUAAAUUAGCUGGCAUCCUACAUCUUUAAAAACAACAAGGCUUCGAGCUGAUUUUCAGGCACAGAGUGGACCUCGUGAUUUGUUAGCUGUACUUGAAGAGCUGAAUUGUUAUAUACCACAGAAGGAAAUUGCAGCCCGCGGGGCAGAGUACCUGUACAAAUGUUUCCUCUUUGCUUGGAUUGAUACAAGAUUUGGAAGCCAAAUUCGGGAACUGACAGUUGCACUGGUGAAAAAAAGGAAAAGCAUGGACAGCAAUAAAGAUGAUGACGGACUAUUGAACCGGAUUGCAUUUUCAGAAGCUAUGUCCCUGGCUAACAGCCACGGGACUCCCCACGGGGUCCCCCUGAGGGAGCCCUUUGGGGUUCCCUUCCACCUGGAGCCAUCUUACUGGGACCAAGCCUACAGCGGGCACACAGGUCGCAUUUCCUAUAUCCCAUUCGCCGGAUACGUGGGCAUCUACGACUACUCCUUUGAGCCUGCCUUCAUUCGAAAGAGGAACGAGAGGGAAAGGCAGCGGGUGCGCUGUGUGAAUGAGGGCUACACACGCCUGAGAGAGCACCUGCCCAAGGAAUUUGCUGACAAGCGCCUCAGCAAAGUGGAGACCCUGAGAGCUGCCAUAAGUUACAUCAAACACCUGCAGAGCUUGCUGGACUGUCAUCCCUUAGAGUCUGGCGGUAAGGAAGCGCUCUCUACCAAGGAGAUCACGGAAGCUCCCAGUCCUGGUCCCCCCAGGGAGUGCAACAGUGAUGGGGAGUCUAAAACCUCUUCAGCGUCAUCCCCCUACAGUGAAUUUGAGGAGCCGGGCAGCUAGGAAACAUCUUCUCUGGAAACAGAAGCCUUCCAGAUCAACUGAAAACCAAAUCUAAAACCUUGGGGAUUUUGCUGCAGAUUAAAAUGAAUACCAGGAAAAGGAAAAAGGCUAGGAAGAACUGAAGGUAUUUUCAGUCUGUCAGGGGACUUUUAAUUUUGUCUGCAUGAAACCUGAAAACUCUCUGUAAGCAAGUCGAUUUCUCUCAGAUUGCUUCUGUCGUACUACCAAACUUCCUUUAGACUGUAAAAACCAAAGCAAUUUUUACCAUUCAGCUUCUAUUCUGUUUAUUUUCUUUUGCCUCGCACUUGGUAAGACAAACAGAUAAAUCAAUUUCAGGAAAUCCUCCUCCCCUCUCUCCUGCUCCCUCCUGUAACUUUUAUUGUCUAUUUUUCCUGACUGCUAACCUGAGAUGCACUGGGUUAUAAACAAUUGGACUGGGAAAGGUAAGAUUUAGAUAAAAAUGUCUUUCCCUAACGUUUUUUGAAAACUCACACAAUGCUUCUAUUUCCAAAAAUCUUUUUUUUCCCCUUAUAAAUAAGCCCCUAUUUGUGAGUGGAUUUCUUUUGCAGCAUCUUCCAAAGUGAAAGAAACAACUCAUACUUUGGAAACUGGGCUAUACAGUGAUUAUUUGAAGGAUUCUUUUCAGGAGAAGAAAGUCUUACGCUUUCAUUCUAAUAAUACAAGAAAGUGGCGACGGAGUUUUAUAAAACUGCACCUAUGAAAGCAAAGUUCCACUAAUGAUACUGAAGAAAUAUUUCCAGCCUUUUUCUUUCUUUUAUGAAAACUGAGUUUGCGGACAAAAUAUUAUUGAUUGUGGCUUUUUGACAGGUCAGAGUUUAGACGCUUAGAAAUGUGUUCCUGUAAUGGUUAGGUACCGGUGUGUACAAAAAGGGAAACAUUAACUAUAUCAGUUUACAUCUGCAUGAAAAUAUAGGCAUUUCUCCUUUUUUUUAGAAUAUUGUAUUUUUUUUAAAAGACUACACCUUUUAAGAUUAAUAUUUCAAGAUCUAUGAAAUACUAUUAAUUUGGACUAUGUCUACUUAAAAUGAGAUGCAGAAUUUUUCUCCAAAUUUCUCAAAAAUCUUCCUUUUCUCCAAGGCCAGAUUUAUCCAAACACUUAAUUAUCUGCUUAUAUUUAAGUAUCUGCCAUUCUGAAUUAGGGGAAAACCGCUCUUUUCCCAUAUGCUUCCCACUUACCUUUCAAAAAUGGUUUCAUAUCUUUUUUUCCUCCUGUCAUGAUAUGCUGACUGAAAACCUGAAAAAAUACUCCUGUAUAAAUAUGAACAAAUACUGAUCAAAUACCUCAAAACAUGUCCAUGAAUUUUGUUUAAAUAAAAAGUGGAAUUAA
This is a messenger RNA of Dromaius novaehollandiae (emu), 2513 nucleotides long. RefSeq names its product achaete-scute family bHLH transcription factor 4 (gene ASCL4). NCBI's taxonomy places the organism in Eukaryota, Metazoa, Chordata, Aves, Casuariiformes, Dromaiidae. Gene Ontology annotation, molecular function: DNA-binding transcription factor activity, RNA polymerase II-specific; RNA polymerase II transcription regulatory region sequence-specific DNA binding; protein dimerization activity. The coding region runs from base 599 to 1165 and encodes 188 amino acids. The record is from RefSeq and is a predicted model, not a curated record. Gene Ontology annotation, biological process: developmental process; regulation of transcription by RNA polymerase II. The transcript has a single exon.